AUGGUCGCCUACCCCGAUUCACCGACACCCGAAUUUGCUCGCAUCAAAGGAGAAAUCGAGCGCCUCCAGUUCGCCAACAUGCUGCUUCGCGACGAGCUCUCCGCGUCCAAAGCCGAAGCUCGGGCCUACAAAGCCGAGAUGGCCGCCCAAGCCACGACCUCGCCCCCAGCGGAUUCGGACCUGAUAACGACCCUGAAGGCCCGCCUAAGUUCCCUCGAAGCUCAGGCGACGAAGGACAAGAGCCGCAUCCAGGCGCUAGAGGCGCAGGCGACGACGGACAAGAGCCGCGUCGAGGCGCUGGAAUCGCAGGCCGCGCGGGACGCGCCCUUCGUUGCCGUCGGGCGCGAAGUCCGCCUGCGCUACCUCGAGGUGCACCGUCAGCGACGCAUGCGCCGGCGCAUCGGUAUCGAGGGCGAGCAGCGCAUCAAAGCCGGCGACCGCGCCGCGCACCGCGGCCGCCCGGUCGCGGACGCCGCGCUCUGCCUACCGGGCGUCCCGGACGCUGACGCGAACCCGAGCCAAUUGAAGGAAACCUACGAGGACCUCUACGGCGUGGGCGCAGACGAGAUGCGGCGGAGGCUGCAGGACGUGCCGGAGGUCGUCGCCGCCGCCGGGUUCCACGCGUCGUUGCAGAGCGCGGGGCGGAAGACGACGGAGUUCGAUAAGCGGUUUGGAGAGGUGAUGCGCUUGGUGGGGAAGCAUCGCGACGUCGUGCAGCUGAAGAUCGCGUUCGGGGAGAAUGCGGCGCUGAUUCGGGCGCACGAUGACUUGCAGGAUUGCUUUGACAGGAUUAUCGCGACUGAGAGGCUUUGGCAGUCCCCUCGUCCUCAAUCCUGA
Molecule: messenger RNA, 837 nt
Organism: Punctularia strigosozonata HHB-11173 SS5
Lineage: Eukaryota; Fungi; Basidiomycota; Agaricomycetes; Corticiales; Punctulariaceae
Exons: 1
Coding region: 1-837 (278 amino acids)
Source: RefSeq, a predicted model, not a curated record